Messenger RNA from Polyodon spathula (Mississippi paddlefish), 724 nucleotides. Its product is annotated as mediator of RNA polymerase II transcription subunit 29-like. NCBI's taxonomy places the organism in Eukaryota, Metazoa, Chordata, Actinopteri, Acipenseriformes, Polyodontidae. Gene Ontology annotation, molecular function: transcription coregulator activity; transcription factor binding. The transcript is spliced from 4 exons. Gene Ontology annotation, cellular component: mediator complex. Gene Ontology annotation, biological process: regulation of transcription by RNA polymerase II. The coding region runs from base 37 to 588 and encodes 183 amino acids. The record is from RefSeq and is a predicted model, not a curated record.
CCGAAAUGCGUCAGUCUCUCCCACGUUAGAUUGAACAUGGCUGCAGCCGGGAACGCCGCAGUGCAGCAACAACAAUUGAACCAAGCUGCAUUGCAACAAGCGCAGCCGCUGCUUCAGGGAGCAACGCUCCAACAGCAGCAGCUCAGCCAACAGCAGGAUUUCGACCCUGUUCACAGGUUCAAAAUGCUGAUCCCACAGCUAAAAGAAAGCCUUCAGAAUGUCAUGAAGAUUGCAUCUCAGAAUCUAGCACACAAUACCACCAUUGACAAUGGCAUUAAGAGCAGCGAUGCUUCAGUCCAGCGGUUUGACAAGAGCUUGGAAGAGUUUUACGCUCUUUGUGACCAGCUAGAGUUGUGUCUGAGGCUGGCUUACGAGUGUCUCUCCCAGAGCAUCGACAGUGCCAAGCACUCUCCCAACCUAGUGCCCACGGCGACCAAGCCAGACACAGUGCAGACAGAGAGCCUCUCAUACACCCAGUACCUGAGCAUGAUCAAAUCCCAGAUCACCUGCGCCAAGGAUAUCCACAACGCACUGCUGGAGUGUUCCAAGAAGAUCGCAGGCAAGGGGCAGCCCCAGGGAACUCUCUGACAUGCUUUCCAUAGCUGCCCGAGACCCUUGCAGGAUGUGCACCACGAAUUCUUUCUACCCGGCGGAAAGUCCCCCUGCAAUAAUGUUUGUUUUACAGUAUAUUAAAACUUAAAGAAUAAAUAUCUUCGAAUGUAAA